CAACAAAGCAGCUGCUUUUUUGGACAUAUUUACGUGUUUGUCUUUUUUUUGCCUGCUUUCUGUUUCGAUUUUGGUGUUUCCUAUCGCUUUGGGAUCAGCUAGGGUCUCGGUUUUAAGAAAAGGUGAAGGAUUCAUGAUUAUUUUUUGAACCUCGCUGGGUGUGUGAUAAGAUUAAGAUCGACUGUCCUGCAUGUUGAUUCAGUAUGACGCAGUGGAGUCGAAUCUUUGCGUCUGCGUUGCACUUUACGCAGCUCACCAAUGGCAGUCGCACGGGCGGCAGAAAGUUUGUGACAAAAUCCGGGAGCAAAUCGUCGUGGACGAAUAUCUCACCAGGGACGACCAAGACAAAGCCAGCUCAAGCGCAAUGGCGCGUGAAGCAAAUUGUAGCUCAACUAGAAGAGCGACUCGGCGAUAAGAAGGACGAUGGACAGUCACAUGCAAAACCGUUGCAGAAGCAAGUGAGCCUGCCGAUACUAUCUGCACGAGGUGCAAAGCAAGGCGACUCCUCGUGCUCACCAGUAACUUCCGCCACUAGCGCUGGAACAUGCUCCGAGCCGUGUCCAUCUACGGUGCAGUGUGACAAGCCGGCUUCGUUCCCAGGGGCGGAGCGAUGUUGUGAUUUAGGUAGCCCGACCGGGGGCCGGGAACGUUGGGCCGACGCACAAGAAAGUGAUGAGGACGCCACUGUGCAGAUUAAUUUCGGCUUGUCGCCUUCCUCUGAACCGCAGCAAAGCCCUGGGGUGUGUGAUCAGCCAGUACAGGGCGGAAAUUUGGGCCCAAGUAAACGGAGACAUCAGCGUCAAAAGGUAUAUUACGUGAGAUUGAAGUCGAGCACAAGUGAUAUGAACUACAAGAAGUCGCCUGUACGUGAGAUUGAAGUCGCCUGUAAGUAGCGCUCAGGUAGUACACGUGGGCUUCCUGUUUACAACGCAUGAAACGAAACAUAAAGGCACUGUUUCAUUUGUCUCCACGACUUCAGGCCCGAAAUAAAGUGCCUGGUUGCGUUGAUCAACAGCAGAAGCCUUUUCAUUUGCGGAGCGCUAAGGCGGGUGGAGCCGACGCAGGUGGAGGAUCCGAUGUGGCGGAGAGAGGCUGCGAGAAGCACGUCCUCGACGGACGACCAAAUUCGGAGACAUAUCUGCGAACGCCUUUCAGUAACCCCACACUACCAGAUAAUGCUUCGCAGCAGGAGCAUCCGUUUGACGAGGAUUUGGCAACGAAGCUUGGAGUGAAGUGGGACAAGCAGUUGCCAGUUGGGCAAGCGAGGGCGUUAGUGAAGAAUCGCAUGAUCGGGAUGAAAUCUUUGCAGGACGGGGUUACGUGGAAAGGCUGGCCGUGGUCUGAAGAAGCGCACUUGCGGCUGCGUCGUGCGAUGACGACCAAGGCGCUUGAUCCGGUGACGUUUGAAGUUUUGGAGCGCUCGUCAGUGGAGGUGCAGCGGUUGCUUGUGACGGGCAAUUUUCUUGCGGUGAAAGAAGAGUGGAGGGCGCUGCUCCUGGAGAGCAUGCAGACAAGCAAAUCGGCCGGGCUGAUGAACGUGCCUGUGGAAGUACUAGAGGAAUUUGUCUUGGUCGUGUACCGCUGUGAAGUUUGAGAUCUUUCAUGACGCAGACUAGUGUCGUGUGCGAUUCUUAUUCAUCCGCUUCAAAGUGCUCAUGUCCAAAAAGGAUCAGAGGUUCAAAUUUCCUUUCCGUUUUGAAAAUUUUUGAUACACUAAACGCUCUCUACAGGCUUUGAUUUUGACGGUGAAGGAGUUUGCGCCUCUACACGGUUGUGACAAAGUCAUGCAGGAGCUAGACCAGUACUUGGAGCCCCUCCAUCCCAACAUGAUUCCAGAUUCUGGAGAUCCGCGGGGUAUCGCGAUAAGCCUCUGGCGACGCACUCCACUGUUUCAAGAGACAGCAGGUACAAAAGCGACGGUUUCCGCAAAGAGUGUGCUAGACGGCAGCAGUCGCGAGUUGGGACCCACGCAUCUACAGGAUGACGCCGAAAAAACGGGCGCGGACGCUAAGAAAAGCCGGCCGCUUCUAGCGAAGUUGUCCGCAGAGAAAUCUACGAGCGCCCAGACAGCCUGCGCGGUUGCCGAUGUCGACUUCUCACCGAGUGGUCUGGGGCUGGCGGCGAUGGCCAAAAUGGUGCAAGAGACGAUUGGCAGUGGCACGCAGUCCCUUGGAUCGGAGUUGCUUCAUCAGAACGAAAGUAUCGAGGUUUUGCAAGAGCCUGUCGAAGAGCCCUGCGACAGCAGCACCGCUGACUGCGCGGCAGGCCUCGGAAACGGCGCAAAUGCAAGCUUCGACCUUAUAGCGAGCAGACUGCACGGAGACGGAGCCUUCAUGGCGAGUCCUGCUCCAGCAACAAGCGGACAAGAUACAGUUCCGCACGAGACCACACGACCGAGCGUGGCGGCUAAAGAGCUCCCAGCAGGCAUACAAGGAAACGCGAAUUCCAGUUCCUCUACAAGCAUCGCGACGGGUCCGGAAGAUAUGGCGAAUCACAUGACGGGAGACGAAACUCUUGCGAGCGCAAGCGGGUUGUGGUCACAAAGUUUGAGUUCCGCAGUGUCGACUGCCAGCGACGAUUUGGCGGCACCGAUUCGGAAACUGACAUCGGUGAAUCCUUUGCUACUGCUAGAGCUCUGCACGAUGAGCACACAACUCCUGCAAUUGCUCCAACAGGACGACGACUUGCGGCAGUGCUUCUCGCGGUGGCAGGGUGCGAAAGAGGGCGGGCUCUCGACGUCUGGAAACUCUGAAGAUAAAACGCAGUUGAAAAUCGCAGAAAUGGUGGCAAGUAUGGAAAGCCUCAAGCGGGAGCUCGAGCAGCAGUAUAGUGAAAGGAAGGACAAGAUCACGACGUGUGGAGAAGCUGAUACGCGAGGUGGCUCGGCAACUACUUCUUCAACAUGCACUUCAUCUGCCCACCAGCCUGCGGUUAAAACCGCAGUAGAAAUAGAGGCACAUCAAAGUGCAGCCGCGGCUUCGAAUCCUUUUCUCGUGAUGGCACAAUUGGCGACGUGCAAGUUCUUGCAAACCGGGUCUCUUGACCUGUUUCCGUCCCAGCUUCUGUUUCCCGGAAGACUUCCGCUACCGACCGGUGGUCCCGUCGGCCUGCAGCCGACGGGCACCCUGGGACCUGCAGCGGGUCCUCUUCUCAGCCAAGCCGGUGCAGCGCUUCCUAGCGGUGUUGUCCCGGCGAAUCCUGCGGAAACUUCGGGCCCGGGUUUAUCUUCAGCGUCCGGGGCCACGGCGAAUUCUGUCUUGGCGGCGGGACAAACACAAAGUGCCGGCGCGAUGCCGAGCAAUUCGCUCGCGCGGCCCGGACAAGCGGCAACAGCGAGCGGAAAUGUAGGAGCGCCCGCAUCUUGGACGGUCGACCCAGCCCUUGCGUGGGCCGCCUCUCUCGGGCAGCAGCAGAUAGUUACAGCGCCCCCCGAGGUUCAGAUGCCGCUGCUGGGACCUCAGCAAGUUUCUCCUCUACAAGUUUCUCCUCCCGGUGCACAGUUUCUAGCUGCAAGCGCGCCUGAAGGAACAAUUUCUUCGCAACAAGUUCCCAUCCGAAACAGUGGUGAGUUCGGGUUUCCAGCUUGGAGCAAUGGCGUGCAAGUACAGGAUGUCCAGAGCGAGCAGGCACUUUUCGCAUCUGGUGUUUAUUCGGCUUGCGGUCAAUUCCCGAUGAUGUGCUGUCCCGCCCCACCAUGGAGUCCGCAGUUGCAGUUCGACCCCUCUUUCAUGGAGGGUGGAUAUUGUCCGUCCUGGCCUUCCUCCUGUCCUCCUUACGCUUGCGGCUUCCCGCCUGUGAGCAGUCAACAGGCUGCGGGGGCGGCUGCAGUGGAGGGCUGCUGGGAACAGCACCCGCAAUCGCCGACCGCAUCCUUCGAAAUGCCGCACCGUGUGCACGACCGUAGCAAAAAAACGAGCCAACGUUCUUGGUCCGCAACGCGAUCCCAUCAAACCAAGAAAGAACCUUCGCAGGUCUCUAGGCGCCAGCGCCACCGGGAGGCGUUCUAUCAACAAAAUGCGGAGGCAAUCUUCACCAAGGGGCCAAAUCAAUUAUCCACCUUAGAUGGAGGAAGUGUAGAAGUGGGUGACCGGUCUCGUCACCCACCCACGGAAAACCCAGAUUCAAUAAGCUCCUACCUGGAGGACAAAAUGCGCAGGUUCCCUCCCGGAUAAAAAAAAAUGGUAAUGGUUUUUGAACGAGUUCGAGUAACUGUAACUUUCGUACUAGUACAUUCACACGUCCUUCUCUUCGUCUAGUGUGCCAGUGCGCGGGCUUUGUCGUCGCGAUUUUGUGCUGCGCGUAUCUUUUUUUGCUAGGAGCGUUGAUUGUGCCGCUUUUUUUUUGUGAAAAAUUUAUUAGUAUCUACUUCAGAGUCGAACGGACGAAACGCAUUCCUCUGUAGUUGCAGUCCGAACACUGUUUUAGUUUUGUUUUCAAUAUGAUGGAAUUGGCGAUAUAAAAAACCGUAGAAACAACUUAAGCUUAACAAACAAGGGUGAAAAAUGUGACUGCGCAAUGGUUAUACGGCACUGAAAUAAAAGCCCGACGGAUCGGCCAAAAGUUACUUACUUUCGUAUGCGCGGUAAGAGCCGGUAGCCGCUAUUUUGAACAAUAUACGUAACUUUUUCUCGUCUACUUUUGGAAAACAACAUCCGCAUGGCUUUGCAUGACUGUUGUUUGUAUUUUUAUGCUACUACUAAUUUUGAUUUUCUUGGGAAUACAAAAAUAAAAGGGCGCACCAACCGGUGUGUGUUUCUAUGUUGUAUGUACUCGCUCCCGAUAAGGUUCGCGCUGUCGACUUCUUCAGCUUUUCGACAAAUGUACACGCAUAAUUCAGGUCUCUUUUGUUUCUCUCGAUUAGGUCUUUCGAGGAUUGGACCGAGUCCAGCAGUAUUCGAGAAUUCAUGAAGAAAGUGGCACACCACGACUCGCUCUCUUCCACUGUCUUCAGAUGGUCGUGUGGCCAACCUUUCACUAGGAGCAUGGCAGUAGCA
This is a messenger RNA of Amoebophrya sp. A120, 4994 nucleotides long. The record is from the annotation of a GenBank genome assembly. NCBI's taxonomy places the organism in Eukaryota, Dinophyceae, Syndiniales, Amoebophryaceae.